Manis pentadactyla (Chinese pangolin) is the source of this 1578-nucleotide messenger RNA. RefSeq names its product chromosome 19 C1orf43 homolog (gene LTAP1). The transcript has 7 exons. The coding region runs from base 95 to 841 and encodes 248 amino acids. Gene Ontology annotation, biological process: phagocytosis. NCBI's taxonomy places the organism in Eukaryota, Metazoa, Chordata, Mammalia, Pholidota, Manidae. The record is from RefSeq and is a predicted model, not a curated record.
CGGGAAGGCGUCGUUCUUCUUUCCUAGUCCCCUCCCCCCUCCCAAUCGGCCAUGUUUUCAGGCCGGCUCAACCUUGGGGUUCUCCCGUGAGGAAAUGGCCGGGAGCUUCAGGGAACCCAGGCGCCGUUGCCUCGGCGGAGCCCAGGUGUUUGUACUGCUAUUUAUUUUUGUGAAGAGGCAAAUAAUGCGGUUUGCAAUGAAAUCCCGAAGGGGACCUCAUGUCCCUGUGGGGCACAAUGCCCCCAAGGACUUAAAAGAGGAGAUUGACAUCAGACUGUCCAGGGUUCAGGAUAUCAAGUAUGAACCUCAGCUCCUUGCAGAUGAUGAUGCAAGACAUCUACAGCUGGACACCCAGGGAAAUCUGAAUUGCUACAACUAUCUGUACAGGAUGAAAGCUCUGGAUGCCAUCCGUGCCUCUGAGAUCCCAUUUCAUGCUGAGGGCCGGCAUCCCCAUUCCUUAAUGGGCAAGAAUUUCCGCUCCUACCUGCUAGAUCUUCGAAACACUAGUACUCCUUUCAAGGGUGUGCGCAAGGCCCUCAUUGAUACCCUGCUGGAUGGCUAUGAGACAGCUCGCUAUGGGACAGGGGUCUUUGGCCAAAGUGAGUACCUGCACUAUCAGGAGGCCCUGAGAGAGCUAGCCACAGUGGUCAGAGCACGAAGUGGGAGCUCUCAGCGACAACACCAAUCAGCAGCCAAAGACCUAACCCAGUCUCCUGACGUCUCCCCAACAACCAUCCAGGUGACAUACCUCCCCUCUAGUCAGAAGAGUAAACGUGCCAAGCACUUCCUCGAAUUGAAGAGCUUUAAGGACAACUAUAACACACUGGAGAGUACGCUGUGAUGGAGCUGAAGGACUCUGGCUGUGAUGGAGCCAUACAGGCUGCAGCGUGCCUGCCAGGCAGCCGUCAGGUCAUCUGCUCAGCAGACCCAGACUGCAUCAGCUGACGCUCCUGUUGUGUCCAGAGCUCUUAGAGCUCAUGCCGACAAAAUCAUUCUCCAACCCUUUCUUAUGGCCAGUUUCAGAAUAUCAGUUAAGACUUCAUUUUCCCUUGGUAGUACUUUUUUUGUGGAGUGGAAUUCAAAUGUUAAUGUUUCUUUCUGUCAGAGUUUCCUUAAAAAUCCUCACUUGGUUUUGAUCAUAGCUCACCGGCCCUUUUGGUGACCACAAGUAAUCGUAAGGGUAAGAGUUGGUGUCUUCCAUAUCUGCCCCUUUGGACACUGUUGAGUGGGAACCAUUUGGAUUGGAGAUAUCUUAGAGUUGAUUGGUGGGUAAGGCAGACAAACUGGUGGGGAGGUCAGGUGAGGCUGCGAGUGGUACGUGGAACAGCUUACCCUGGUACUCCACAUAAGCCAGGAUGUGUUGAAAUAUUGACACAGCUUCCUGAAAUGCAAGGAUCUGCCCUUCCACUUUCAUUCCAUACUGUCAUGAGUAAAUUGAAAAAGGAAUGUUUUGACACCUGACAACCCAUUCCCCCCUCAUUUACUAGGGCUACCUUGGGACAUUGUGAAGGAAUGGUCAGACCAGUGCACUGGUCUGGCUUUAUAAAUUAUUUAAUAAAAUGAACUAUUUGAAAAAAA